Purpureocillium takamizusanense is the source of this 1486-nucleotide messenger RNA. RefSeq lists its product as uncharacterized. Gene Ontology annotation, molecular function: mannosyltransferase activity. Gene Ontology annotation, biological process: mannosyl-inositol phosphorylceramide biosynthetic process. The transcript is spliced from 3 exons. The record is from RefSeq and is a predicted model, not a curated record. NCBI's taxonomy places the organism in Eukaryota, Fungi, Ascomycota, Sordariomycetes, Hypocreales, Ophiocordycipitaceae. Bases 399 to 1379 code for a protein of 326 amino acids.
CUAGUCCAUCCAUUGCCAGCCUGACGAGGCACGCCUCACGAACCGACAGCACCGCGUACGCUUGCACAUCGUAGAUGCCAUCUUGCCAUCGGUAAACAGGUAGAGAGUCGCAUCCUUGGUUUCUUUAUAUAAUGUUACUUGAGGCCCCUGGCCAAGCCCUCCCCACGAGGCUCGAAGCACGGAUCCUGCAGUAGCCGCCAUUCGCUCACGCCCCUUUGCAGCAGUAACCGAAACCUGACCCUUCUACUCUUCAUAUCUUGAACCUGACAUCCGCGAUGGUGUCCAGCUGUGUCAUUUCAACCCAGAAUCACAGUCAUUGACGAUUUAUCACCCCUUCCCUUACGAGAUCAAAGCUUGUUGGUCUUGGAUCGUUGCAUAUUCCUCCUUGGAAGCCCACCAUGGGCACGCGCACGAUUCGAAUGAUGAUGGCGCGCAAGCCCGUGCAUCUCUCCGUCGUGGUGCUUGGCUUCCUUCUCCUCGUCUACGUAGGCGCAAAGGUCAACCUCUUCGUCCACAUAUUCCUACAGCACGCAGGCGUCGCCUUCACUCAAGGGAAAAUAGCCCACGCCCAUGACGCCACGACGCCGGACCCUCGCGCACGCGUCGUGCCGACCAUUAUACACCAAAUUUACCAUAACUGGAAGGAUCCAGGCAAUGAGACAAUUCCGGCCAUUUGGGAUGCAGCGCGACAGACGUGCAUGGACCUGCACAAGGACUGGGAGUACAAGCUUUGGACCGAACAGGCCUCCCGAGAUUUCAUUGAAAGGGAAUAUUCAUGGUUCUUGGAGACGUAUGACGGUUUCAAGUUCCCCGUCCAAAGGGUAGAUGCGCUGCGAUACCUGCUCAUGCGGCAUUACGGCGGCAUUUACAUAGACCUCGACGAUGGCUGCCUAACCAGCCUGGAGCCUCUCCUCUACUACCCCGUCUGGGUCACCGACGGCGGCCACGGCGCUCUCAGCAACAACAUCCUCGGCGCGGCGCCCAACCACCCCUUCUGGGGGCUCGUCACCGAAUCCAUGACCCGCUACGCCUGGAACUACCCCUUCCCAUACGUCACGAUCAGCUACGCGACGGGGCAGUGGUUCCUGACGGACAUGUGGCAGCGGUACCACGCCGGGCUGGCGGACGGCGAGCCGGAGCUCACGCGCGUCUUGAUGGACAUGCGGCCCGGGGCGGCGCCGUGGGUGUUUUUCAUGCACACGCAGGGCGGGUCGUGGGACAAUUGGGACAACUACGUGUUUCAGUGGGUGGGAAGCCACUUGCUUGUCACGGUGCUUGCUGGCGUUGCUCUUUUCGGUACGCUUGCUGUCGUGGCGAUGCUGGUGGUGAGAUUGGCCAUGGUGUGUUGGAGGAGACGGAAGGGCUACCGGCGGGUGUAGGUCGUUAAUGCGAGGGCAAGAGUGGCCUCUCAUCUUGUCUGCGCAUUUUGAGUAGAUCUUUUGUGUAAUUGUAGACAUCUUAUGGACUUGGGCUGAUCCGUCUCGGC